This is a messenger RNA of Podospora anserina S mat+, 1656 nucleotides long. RefSeq lists its product as uncharacterized. The record is from RefSeq and is a predicted model, not a curated record. The transcript has 3 exons. The coding region runs from base 1 to 1656 and encodes 551 amino acids. NCBI's taxonomy places the organism in Eukaryota, Fungi, Ascomycota, Sordariomycetes, Sordariales, Podosporaceae.
AUGGAGAUGACAGAAGCCGACAAGCCUCUCCCAGAGGAUCAAUACCCACCGACAUAUUUCGCCCAUCCGGACCACAAAGCGGCUAUCUACGGACAUAUUAUCUUGAUGGUUCUGGGUUGGAUGUUUGUACUGCCCGCAGCUGUUAUGCUAUCCCUUGCUCGCUCAAGAUACACCCUCUAUGCGCAGUUCAGCUUCCUCGCUUUAAACACGGGUGGCAUGCUGUUGGGCAUCGUCUACAACGCCAGUACGCCGGAUCUCUACCCAAAUAAUGCCCACCACAAGAUCGGAUGGAUCGUCACCAUCGCUGCCGUAUCCCAGGUGGCCAUUGGACUUUUGGCACGCGUGGCCGGCAUGAUGAAGAGGGGAGAGCUGGGCAACGUGAGGGAACGCCAGGGUUUCAUCCCCGUGUCGACUGAGGCCAUUCAAGCCCACGAAUCAGGAUUUCCUGGUCCCUACCGUCGGUUUUCCCAUGACAGCGGACAGGGCACAGAGCUCGGCUCGGAAACUCUCCGCAGUCACUCUAUCUCGUCACCUCCAACCUCCCCCACUAUCCCUUCACAUCUCGCUCACAAAGAGUACCAACAUGACGACGGUUUUGAGGACGAAGAUCUCGAGCACAAAGUGCCAUCGUUGAAAAAGACUGGCAAGGCUCUCUCGAUGGUGGCAAAGGUGGCUGGCAAGAUCUCGGAUCGCUUCUGGAAAAUCCUCAUGUUUGCCUAUAACUUUGUUAAUCGGACGAUUCUUCUCCUUAGCUUCAUUGCACUCUGCACAGGGGUUACCACCUACGCCCGAUUCUUUGAGGGCAACGGGAUCUUUAGUGGUCUGGCACAUUGGAUCAAAGGGGGUGUUUUUGUCUGGUUGGGAUGGUGGACGCUCGCUCGUUGGGCUGGCAGUUUUGGCGAUCUUGGAUGGGCUUGGAAUGUCCGUCCGAAAAAGGCGGGCCAGAAAUGGUGUCCUUCUGCCGAAUUCGUCGAAAGUGCCCUCAUCUUCUUUUAUGGAUCGACUAACGUCUUCCUCGAGCAUCUCGGCAAUUGGGGUGGUGAGUGGUCCUCUCAAGAUUUGGAACACGUCUCUAUUACGGUCUUGUUCAUUGGCGGCGGCCUCUGCGGUAUGCUCAUCGAGUCGAUACGCAUUCGCAAUCUCUUGAACUUUCAUGUUGUCGAAACCGCCCAGGAGGAUCACAUAGACAGGGACCAACUCCGCGAGCCAGAGACAUACGCCUUUUCUCUCAACCCCAUACCGGCUCUUGUGAUCAUUCUCACGGGCCUGAUGAUGAGCUCUCACACACAAGAGAGCAUGAUCUCGACCAUGGUCCACAAGCAAUGGGGCGAUCUCAUCACUGCUGCGUCGCUUUCCCGCGGCUUGAGUUAUGUUGUUAUGUACCUCAAGCCGCCCAAGACGAUUUACCCCUCGAGGCCACCAACGGAGUUGUUGACGGCUUUUGGUCUUACCGCUGGCGGUUUCAUGUUCAUGGCUAGUUCCAGUGACACGGUCGACGGCAUGAUCCACUAUCAGCUCAACCCGAUGUUCAUGUACACGGUUAGCAUGGGCUUCGUUGCGUUGAUGAUGGCGUGGGUGAUUUUGCUGGUGGCGUUGAAGGGGUGGGCGGAGAAACGGGAGGCGGCGGGUAGGUUGACUGGGAAGGCGUUUGCGUGA